UUGGAACUAGGCUGCCCUGCAUGUGACGUGAAUCUGUUCCGACCUCGGGACCCUCGAAUAUUAAGAGCCAACAGUCCGGCUUCAGCUUUACCACGGUCUGGAAACAAAAACACGCCAAACUCAACCCAACAAGUGUGUUCGUCAAUACUCGCCUCUGCACAGUCUAUACUGCCAAUUCUGAUAAACCUUUCAUGUCUAGGCACCAUGUAUCAUUGCCAGUCCUCCCGAACUCAAACCACUCCAACACCCGGUCCACCAGCUCCAGGUGCUAGGCAAGCCCCUCAAUUGUUCGCGCCUGUGGAUGUAGACUAUAUGAAACCCUCCGAUCCAAGCGCCGCUUCCCUUAGCAACCUCCCAACAGAAAUCCGUCUUGAAAUCUUCAACCAUGUCCUCGACCUCAGCUGCAUCCCGCUAACCUAUGGCUACACGAGCCCCUUCACCGGCCAGCGUAAACCCACCCUCCACAAACACGCCCUCCUUCUUGUCUCCAAACAAAUCUCAUCUGAAUACCGGCAAGCCUUCUAUGAACGCACGCGCUUCUUCCUACGCAUCUACGCCAGCAAUGCUUUCCAGGCGUUACCCAUGUUGCUCCACUUCACACGCACGCAAUCCAACACACCACGAGCGUCCGCACCCUUCCCGAACUUCUGGAAUGCUCCAGACGCGCUGCUCGCGAAUCUCAGGCACUGUACGUUGUACAUUGAGAUCGGCGAGAUCGCCAGUGCACCCCAAUCUAGCCAUUCCGUGAGCCAGAUUGCGCGGAGUUCGAUUGAUCUAAACGAAGCCCACCAAAUGGUUCAUGAAAUGAAGAAAUAUUCCUCACUCAAUGCGCUGAAGAAGAAUGAUUCGUGCUUCGAUAAUACGCUGAAGUGUGGGAUUCAUAAAUUGCUGGGUCAUAUGACGCAGUUGAGGAGUAUGCAUUUGGUCUGGGAAACGACGAGGCAGGGCUCUAGGAAGUUUAGUAAUAUGACGGAUGCGAAUUGGACGUGGGCGACGCUGGGGAAGCCGUUUGUGGAGGCGCUAAUGAUGAAGAGGGGGUUAAAACGAUUGCAGGUUGUGGUGGGUGAUCGGUAUAACGAUGUCAAUGAGAAGCAUCACAAGGGUGUGGGUGGAAGGUGGGAGACGGAAAAUCGAGUAUGGCUUCGGGGGCAACCUGGGCGCCAGAGUAUGCAUCAUGUACAGUUCGGCUGAAUGUAUUUAUUGUGGGAUUCGGAGUCAUGCAGGUUCGCGUCAUCUGGG
Messenger RNA from Lindgomyces ingoldianus, 1239 nucleotides. RefSeq lists its product as uncharacterized. NCBI's taxonomy places the organism in Eukaryota, Fungi, Ascomycota, Dothideomycetes, Pleosporales, Lindgomycetaceae. The annotation marks the transcript as partial. The record is from RefSeq and is a predicted model, not a curated record. The transcript has a single exon.